AUGCCCAAGGAACCCGGUAGACGUCGUACUAAGGAGGAGAUCCGCAAGAAGAAGAAGGACCCCAACGCUCCUAAGCGUGCCUUGUCGGCUUAUAUGUACUUUGCCAACGAGAACAGAGACAAUAUCAAGAACGAGAACCCCGAUAUCUCGUUCGGCCAAAUUGGUAAGGUUCUCGGAGAACAAUGGAAGGCUUUGACUGACGCCGAGAAGGUGCCCUACGAGGCCAAGGCUACUCAGGACAAGAAGCGUUACGAAGAAGAAAAGGCAGCCUACCAGGCCAGCAAAGCCCAAGAGUACUCUGAAUAA
Sugiyamaella lignohabitans is the source of this 306-nucleotide messenger RNA. It is a transcript of the gene NHP6B, whose product is annotated as Nhp6bp. Bases 1 to 306 code for a protein of 101 amino acids. The transcript has a single exon. Lineage: Eukaryota; Fungi; Ascomycota; Dipodascomycetes; Dipodascales; Trichomonascaceae. The record is from RefSeq and is a predicted model, not a curated record.